Molecule: messenger RNA, 2297 nt
Organism: Toxorhynchites rutilus septentrionalis
Lineage: Eukaryota; Metazoa; Arthropoda; Insecta; Diptera; Culicidae
Gene: pon
Exons: 2
Coding region: 291-2051 (586 amino acids)
Source: RefSeq, a predicted model, not a curated record
AAAGCGGUUGCAUCGCAGAAAUAAUGCAACGGCAGUACGAAGUAGAACAUUCGCUGUGAAGGAGUUUAUUAUUCAAUUCUAGUGCUUAGAAAAGUUCUAUUAUUAAGAGAAAUUUGAACUACCCUUGGAAAGUGAUUAAAUUGCUGCGUAUUGCGGUGUGAUUGUCUAAAGUUUAAUCCGUGCUUCGUUGAUACUGAAAAACAGUUCCAAGUUGUCCACCGAAGGCAGCAGGUGUUCACUAUUCGACCGUUUAUUUCUGAUACAGUGCGGGUCACACAUUUUCGGACGCUAUGGCUCCUGUGGUGGAUGGCAAUCAGUUCGAGCUGCCGGUGGUGGAAACUCCGGGCAAAAAGCGUAGGCGCAAUGCCGAAACUAACCCAUUCUACCCAUUUUCGGACCAAACUUUCUGUAUCCCAUCAUCUACACCAAUCCACAACAAACAAGUCGAUGGAAGUGCUUUCGAGAAUGCCAGCUUCCGGUACAACAGUAGCAACAAGGAAAAUUAUAACAUUUUCUCGGAUUCCUUCAUGGAGGUUAAAUCGAUCGCUGACUUGGCCAGUGCGGCCGGUGAUAAUCCCUUUGAGGUGGUGAGAAAACCUCCGGCGAAAAAGAAAAAGAAAGAUGCGGAUUUUGAAGAAAGUUGCUUCGUUAAUCCGGGGCUUAAUUUGAAUUCGGUCGAUAAGCCGUCCGUGAACCCGUUCGAGGUGGUCCGAAACGAGGAGACAGCAAAAAGAGAGAACGAAUCGUGCUUCAUCAAUGGAGCAUUGAAUAUAAAAAGUAAAGAUAAUGUGGCUAAUCCGUUUGAGAUUGUCCGGCCGGUGGCAGCGAAAGCCGAAGAUGGUGGGGCGGUAGAGGAGAAAAGCACAAGCGAAGGGCUUAAGGGAAUCGAAAAUCCAGGAUUAGAAAUCCCUACCUUCGCGUUGGCCGUUCCGUUUACACCGUCUAUAAACCGCAGGAUUAAUUUUCAGGACCUUCCUCCGAAUGCUCUCACACCAUGCCAGAUGCUUGCCAAAAAUUUGGUCUUCAGUCCCGAUCCGAGCCAGGGCAGCAAUUUGAUUACGCCGAAGCGUGAUGCAACUACCACCCGACGACAAUCGCUUUCGGUUAUCAGCGAAGAACCACUGGAUAUCGGCGAGGAACUUGACUGCUAUCAACUGGAGCUGGAAAACAGCAUAAACGAGGCGAAGGUUCGCAAACAAAAAACCGUUGGAGCAGGCUCAACCGGAAAACGUAAGGUUCGUCGUAGUUUGAUCGACAAUAAACAUAUAAGCAAUUUAUCGAUGAAGCUAAAACAGCUUGAAGAUUCUGAUAACGAGGAAGAGGCAAAGUCUGGAGAGCCGAAACUAAAGACUGAUUCACUAGUGGAAGCAGAGGUGAUUGAAGAAGCUUCUCCCACUACUCAAAUAACUUUCACUGUGGUGAAAGAAACGACCACCGUAUCGAAAGAGGAGAUCCGAAUCAACGUCACGAAUCCAGAUGUUCAGUUCGAAGAAGUCGAUGAUUUCGAGGACGAAGAGCAAGACGUUGAUUUGUUUGCUAACCCUGCUCCAUUCCAACGUGCGUAUCGUAAAAAGGAAGAUCCAAAACCCACCGAUGGUUUCAAGGAACCUGAGGUUCCCGAGAUUGACAACAUUGCUGGGAAAUCAUACAAAGUUAAAGAUGUUAUCCGGCGGAGCAUUCGCAAGUUGAUUCAUGCGAAGAGCCAGGAACAAAUAACGACCGAUUUGGACGACGAGAGACCGAAAACGGAAGAAUCCCAUGGUUUCAUAUCCACGAUUCGUCACAGUUUGCGUCGGAAAAAUCAUAAAAUUAUUUCCACCAAACAGAAGGAAGAGCAGGAGCGAGAAGCAGUGUUAGAGACAUCCAUCAUAGUGGAAGCUCCGCGAGUGGUUUUCAAACAGCCCUCGAACAAACAGUACAAGCCGAUCGCUGGCAGUUCAGUAGAAAAGGUCGGAUCCACGCUACGCAGCAGUUUGCGUAGAUCGACCAAAGAUAUGAAGAAGCAGAUGAUGAAGAAUGUCUUCAAGAAGGCAGCGGAAGAAAAAGAGUAACAUUAAUUUACCAUUUUUUUCAAUUUAUCUUUACCAAACAGACUGAAACCAAAUGCGAGUUGCACCACACCAGUGGAAAGUCAUCACAUAAUUUAUUGAUAUUUAUUCUUCAGUUAUUCGCAUAUAAAAUUGAAAAUUCAAAUUUCAUUAGCAUAUUCUUGAGUUCAUUAAUGCAAGAUAUAUCCCGGUUUAUGUUACUUAAUUUUUUUUUCACCGCAUUUUUAUAUAUUAUAUUAUUUUGCACGC